GGGGGGAUGGCGCCGCCGGAAGCGACGCCACGUGGAACGAUGGGGGGAGUAGUAGUGAACAGAGCAGCUAUGGAGCCGGAGGGCAAUGGGGGAAGACCGCCGGUGACAGCGACGGUUUCAGAAGGGAGAAGGGAGGAGAUUCCCAGCAGAGAGGGAGAGCCACGUCCCGCUGCUUCUGCUUCGCCUGUCGUCGCACGUCGGCCGCACUAUCUUGAUCGCUUCCCUGAUUUCCUUCAGUCUGUUAAUCUCAAGCACGUGAAGCUGGGGUAUCAUUACCUCAUUACUCACGGCAUUACUCUUCUCCUCAUCCCUCUGAUCUUGGCCGUCGCUGUGGAGUUGAGUCGCAUGCGCCCCGACGAUUUGCUGCAGCUAUGGGAGCAUCUCGAGUUCAAUCUGCUUAGCGUCGUUUGCUGCUCCACUGCUCUCGUCUUCGGCGCUACGGUCUUCCUCAUGUCCCGACCCCGACCUGUCUAUCUCGUCGACUAUUCUUGCUACCUCCCUCCGGACUCCCUGAAGUCGACCAUCUCCUUGUUCAUCGAUGGAACGACGGAGUGUCGGAAAUUCGACGAGAAGAGCAUCGAGUUCCAGAAGAAGAUCAUCGCCAGGUCGGGACUGGGAGAGGAGACCUAUCUUCCUCGCGCUGUGCGCGACAAGCCGCCAUAUCCGUCGAUGUUCGAGGCUCGCAAAGAGGCGGAGGACGUCAUGUUCGGCGCGUUGGAGGAGUUGUUCGCGAAGACGCAGGUGAAGCCUAAGGACAUCGGCAUUCUCGUUGUCAAUUGCAGCCUCUUUAAUCCGACUCCUUCGCUCUCUGCCAUGAUUGUUAAUCGCUUUAAGAUGCGUGGGAGUAUUCGCACGUACAGUCUCGGCGGAAUGGGCUGCAGCGCUGGCGUUAUUUCCAUCGAUUUGGCUAAAGAUUUGCUGCAAGUGCACGGCAAUUCUUAUGCCGUCGUCGUCAGUAUGGAGAACAUCACCCAGAACUGGUAUUUUGGCAAUCAACGCUCUAUGCUUCUUCCCAAUUGCUUGUUUCGCAUGGGUGGUGCCGCUAUCUUGUUGUCGAACAAGUAUCGUGAGCGCCGUCGCGCUAAGUAUCAGUUAGUUCACUCCGUUCGUACGCACAAAGGCGCAGAUGACACGUGUUAUAAGUGUGUUUAUCAGGAGGAGGAUGACAAGGGAAACACGGGAGUCUCGCUUUCCAAAGAUUUGAUGGCCAUAGCGGGUGAUGCGUUGAAGACGAACAUCACAACGCUUGGUCCGCUUGUCCUCCCUCUCUCAGAGCAGAUCCUCUUCUUCGCUACGCUUGUCGCUAGGAAACUCUUCAAGAUGAAGAUCAAACCGUACAUUCCCGACUUUAAGUUAGCCUUUGAGCAUUUUUGUAUUCACGCGGGCGGGCGUGCCGUCAUCGAUGAACUGGAGAAGAACCUCCAGCUCAAGCCCUGGCACGUCGAGCCCUCUAGAAUGACUCUUUAUAGGUUUGGAAACACGUCUAGUUCUUCGAUUUGGUAUGAACUCGCUUAUUCCGAAGCUAAGGGUCGGGUUAGGAGAGGGGACAGGAUAUGGCAGAUUGCAUUUGGCAGUGGGUUCAAGUGUAAUAGCGCCGUCUGGCGAGCCAUGAGAACCAUCAAGCCGCCGAAAAUAAACCCUUGGAACGAGUCGCUGGACCGUCUACCGGUCAUUGCGUGAGUUCCCGGUACAUACUAGUAUAUGUCAUCUGUACCUGGUCCACUUCCGGAGUCCUUCGGAACACGAGAGAUCAGACGGACCAUCAUCAUCAUCGUUCCUCUGCGAUCUUCAAUCGGCGGUUGGGACGUCGCGGUCGCUUGUCAGGUAUAGACUAGUAAGUGGGUAGGUGGGUCGAUGGGUGGUCGGGACGGGUCGUCGAUAAGCCUGCCAAGACUCGACACAUGGACACGUGGACCGAGUCCCAGGACCGCCUGCCGGUUGUUACGUCAUCUCGGUAUUUUCAGGGCGCGGGAGUUCCUCUCCCUUCCCCUCCUUCACGACUGCGGGGGGUCCUUUGAUUUGCCGAUGGCUUGGGGUCCUUUUAUUUGCCGAUGGCUUGGGGUCCUUUUAUUUGGCGAUUGGGGUCCUUUGAUUUGGCGAUUGGGGUCCUUUGAUUUGGCGAUGGCUUGGUGGCAAUGAUGACGAGUUGGCGAUGGCUUGGGGGUAAUGACCGGGAGUUGGGAGGCGCAAUGAGCAGCCAGCUGGAUGGAGCUUGAGGUCGAGGUGAUGAUGAUCUCUGAUUGAUUUGUCAUUCAUCUUCAUCU
Molecule: messenger RNA, 2264 nt
Organism: Chara braunii
Lineage: Eukaryota; Viridiplantae; Streptophyta; Charophyceae; Charales; Characeae
Source: the annotation of a GenBank genome assembly